AUGGAUGAUUCGAGAGUGGCAAAGUGCACCUAUGGUGGUGGAACUUUAAGGCUUAUUUUGUCUUCAACUACUACUUUUGAUUGGCUGUCCAACGAGUUGUGUAGUAGGUUCAAGCUGAAGUUAGGUCAUUUUGAGUUGAGGUACUCUUAUACGGAUUGCUCCAAUUGUUUAUUGGAAUUGGAUGAUGAUUUGAAAAUCAUGUUUAUGGUAUGUGGACUGACGAAGGAUCAAUUAAUUCACAUUGCUGUUAGGGAUAAGGCUGUAGUGAAUUAUGUUCAAACUGUUAAUACGAACAUAAUUGCUUCUCCUUUUUUGUUGGAGGCUGUUCCUAACAAUUACAGUUUUGCACAAGAUGAGGAUACAUGUAAAUAUUCAAUUCAAACUGGUAGUAUUGUUGAUUCAAGUGCAGCUUCUUCUUCUUGUUUGAGUAUGGAUUUUGAUGGUAUUAGCAGUGAGUAUGGAAAUGAAUAUUUAGGCAAAUAUGGUAGUUGUGGAGGUCGUAAGUAUUUGUCUACUGAUUGGGAGGGUUAUAUUACUCAUGAGGGUCAGAAGUUUGAGGGUGGAGUUUGUGAAUUCCGUGAUAAGUUGGCUAAGUACUCGAUUGAGAAUGGUUUUAAGAUGAAAUAUUUGAAAAAUGAGCCUCGUCGUGUUACUGCUGUGUGUGCUAAGAAGGAAUCAAAUGGCUGUGAGUGGCAUGUGCAUGCUGUUAAGUCGAAUGUAAAUGGAUUUUUUUAUAUUAAGAACUUAAAUAAUGCACACAGUUGCAGUGGUUUGAUUCGUGAGAAGAGAAAUAAGGCAAUGGGGUAUCGUUUGGUGUCUUCAAUUGUCAAAGAUAAGGUUCGUAGCAAUCCUUUGGUAAGGCCUAUUGAGCUGAUUACUGAUUUGAAGGAGAAUUAUGGAUUGGAUAUCCCUUAUCAUGUUGCGUGGUAUGGGAAGGAGUCGGCUACUAAGGAUUUGCAUGGUGAUGAGGAGUUGUCUUAUGCUCACCUGCCUUGGUAUGUGAAUGUUUUGAAGGCCAGCAAUGUCGGAUCUCAUUGUGUGCUUGACUGUGGCGAGGAUGGUUCUCGUUUCCAGCGGAUCUUUAUAUGUUUUAAGGCCUCCAUUGAUGGUUUUCGGUGGUGUAGGCCUAUGCUGUUCAUUGAUGGUACUUUCGUCACAAACAAGUACAAGGGUACUCUUCUAGGAGCUACUGCAAAGAAUGGAAAUAAAGAAGUAUUCCCUUUUGCCUUUGCGAUUGUAUCCGGUGAAACUGUGGAUAAUUGGAGGUGGUUUCUGCAAAGGAUAUCUGAAGUCUUGGUUGAUGAAGGUAGGCAACUUACAUUCAUUUCUGAUAGGCAUGGUGCUAUUAUCGAUGCUGUUAGGACUUUGUUGUAUGCACCGACUGUUGAGGAAUAUCAAGAUACUUUGAAAAAAUUAAGAGAUGAUGGCGGUUCAAAAAUAAUUGAUAAGUUUUUGGCUGAUCUCCCUGUCCAAAAUUUUGCUAAUGCAUUUUUUCCGGAAAAGAGGUAUGAGGAGGUUAGUAAUGCCUUGUCCGAGUCGUUUAAUUCAUGGGUUAAGGAUGUGCGAGGAAGCUGCAAGUCAUUGGAGGAUAUUGAGGAUGUUUUGUGUCCUGUUAUUGAGGAUGAGUUGAAGAAUUUAGCUGCAAAGGGUCGUCAUUGGAGGAUAUGUCGUGCGAGUGAAUCUGUUUUUGAAGUUCAUGCUAAUUUGGACGAGAGGUUUUGCUCCUGUUAUCAGUGGCAAUUGCUUGGGUUUCCGUGUCAGCAUGCGAUUCAAGUUAUCCAACAUUCCGGGUUAUGUUUGUACAACUUUGUGGAUGAGUAUUACAAGGCAGACUUUUAUAAGGCUACUUAUGCAACCCCUAUAUUUCCCAUACCUGAUAUUGAGAAGCCUCCUCCUGGAGAUGUUUUUCUUCUACCUCCUCAUACAAGAAAGCCUCCGGGACGACCUCCGACAAAGCGCUUCAAGUCAAGCAGUGAAACUAAAAGGCAGGUGAAGUGCAAGAGAUGCGGUUCUUGUGAUCGUCAUAAUAGGAGGACUUGCAAGGUUCCUAUUUGA
This is a messenger RNA of Prunus armeniaca (apricot), 2055 nucleotides long. The record is from the annotation of a GenBank genome assembly. NCBI's taxonomy places the organism in Eukaryota, Viridiplantae, Streptophyta, Magnoliopsida, Rosales, Rosaceae.